Messenger RNA from Entelurus aequoreus (snake pipefish), 1498 nucleotides. RefSeq names its product type II inositol 3,4-bisphosphate 4-phosphatase-like. Gene Ontology annotation, molecular function: phosphatidylinositol-3,4-bisphosphate 4-phosphatase activity. Bases 1 to 462 code for a protein of 153 amino acids. Gene Ontology annotation, cellular component: cytoplasm. The record is from RefSeq and is a predicted model, not a curated record. NCBI's taxonomy places the organism in Eukaryota, Metazoa, Chordata, Actinopteri, Syngnathiformes, Syngnathidae. The transcript has 6 exons.
AUGGAGACUGGACGCUGCGUGGUUGACCUGACGGAGCUGCGCGGCUGCCCCGAAGAGAUGCCCGCGAGCGGUGUUUGCUUACCCAAGAUGCCUGACGUGGAGUUCUGCCUUGCGUGCAGGGACCUGGUGUCGUCUGACCCGGGUGGGAAGCCCAACGCAGUGGUCCAGGUGUCCGUGGUGGACCCUCGCAAGCAUCAGCUGGUCUUUAGCGCCUGCACAGAGAUGGUGGAGGCAAACAAAGACCCGUGCUUUCUAUCGGGGGUGACCUUCCCUUCCGACGGUCCCGCCGCCCCGGAGACAGUCGUCAAGCUGACUGUGUAUGAUGCCAGGGACAAGAGCCACGAAGCAAGCAGCUUCCUGGGCACCGCCGCCUUCUCCGUAAGCGAUCUGCUUCGAGCCAAAGAUGAACGACUGACCUUGCUUCUCAGCUUUGGCAGUGUCAUGCUGGAAAAACCCCAGUGAGACCAUUGCAGUGAAAGACUCUUUGAAAAUCCCUUCCACCCUUCUUCAAAGAUCCCUGGGAUGUUGGUUCUGUUCUGUGAUGGCGAACAGAGCGACGUCCAGGCUUAUAGACAAAACAAGCAUCUUUUAUUGUUAUUUUGGAUUGUUGUUGACACUGAUUGUUUGAGCGUUUUCCAGGCUUGUGUUGACAUUUCUUUUCAUUUUCUGCUGUGGUAGCUGUGGGUAAUGUAAUCAGAGGAGGGUUACAUUUGAAAUACAUUGCACCAAAUUUGUCAACUACUCCUUCCGCAUUUUUCAACCCACUUCAACCGCCCCACCAUCAAAACAUUCCUCUUAAUCAGGACCAAACAACAAAGUUGUUUUUUGAACUGUAAAAACUAGCGGUUUUCCCAAAAUUCCAGGAAUUCCGUAAUACCAUUUCUCAAUUAAAAAUGUUACUACUUCAACAUUUUUCGACCGAUUUGAAAAAUUCAAAUUCAAAUGUUUUAGCAUUUAAAAAAAAAAAAAAAAAAUUCCCGCUUUUCCCGAAAUUCCCAUUGAUAUGAAUGGGACAUUUUUCAAAGUUCCACAACUCCGAUAUUUUUUUAUCCGAUUCAAACCGUUCCAACUUCAAAACAAUCAGCCUGUUCAGGAGUUAUGUGCUUUCCUUCAAUAAUAUUUUUUUUUCUUUCCAGGAUUUCCUAGAAUACCCAGUUUUUAGGGACAUUUACCCCAUUCAAAAUGAAUGAUCCAUUUUUCAAACUUCCACAAUUCCCUCAUUUUUCAACCAGUUCAAACCAGUCCACAUUCAAGUCAUCCUGGAAAUUCAAAUUUAGAAUUCAAAUUUCCAGGAAUUCCUGUUUUUUUCUAAUCUUUUUUCCAACCUUUUUUAGUGCGAUGACUCCUUUCACAUUUUUCAACCCACUUCAACCGUCCCACCAUCAAAACAUUCCUCUUAAUCAGGACAAAAAAACUAAGUUGUUUUUUUAACUGUAAAAACUACCAGUUUUCCCAAAAUUCCAGGAAUUCCGUAAUACUAUUUCUCAAUUAAAAAUGU